CACACUCUCCACUGGACUUCGGUUUUGUUUGAAGUCAUUCAAUAAAUGGACAAAAUAUGAAUCCGUGUGUUAUUUAAUGAAUGAGUUAAUGAGUAGGUGUUGUCAACCCUGGAUUAAAUCAAAACCCAACACAGCUCAUGGAGACAAAGCCUUAAUCUCACGAAUCUCUCGACUGCCAAAUGAAGCGAUUAAACGAAAUAAUAGUCCCACAACUCAUCGGAGUUAUAAAAAUCUUAAUAAUAACAGUAGUAAUACCAACAAUCAUCAUAAUCAUCAUAAAUCGUCAUAUGUUUCGUCAUUAUAUUUAAACUCAAUGUCUAAUAUGUAUUCACACGUCUUAGUACUGCUUCUCAUCAUUUCCUUCAUAUUUAGGAUAACAGAAGCCUGUUCCUCGCGGUCAACUCCCAAACCUCGACCACCUUCGCCCACAACGCGGCCAAACAUCACAUUCCAAACGUACGCCUGUCCUGAAGCCUACGCAAAGUGGUAUUGUCUGAACGGCGCGACCUGUUUCUCAGUCAGGAUCGGGGAGUCUAUACUUUACAAUUGCGAAUGUGCCGAUGGAUAUAUGGGACAGAGAUGUGAGUUCAAGGACUUAGACGGCUCUUAUCUCCCGUCGAGAGAGAAAGUAUUAGUGGAAACGGCGAGUAUAGCCGGAGGUGUGACCGUCGCUGUCCUACUAAUGGUUUUUAUUUCCAUAUUUUAUUACAAUUAUCUCAGGCACCGGAAAAAGGAGAGCCGACUGUCCACGAGAAGUGUUGAGCUAAAUAUGGAUCAAAUCAACAGAAGGCCAUUCGGUAGAGUUCACUCACUCAGGAGCGCCUCCACCACCAGAAAUGUCUUAUAUAGUUAUGACGAAGACUUUCGCAGAAUCCAAGAAACAAAGCGAUUACAAGACCCGGAAUGCGGUGACAACUCAUUGGUUCCAUACGUUUUCAAACCAAAAAUAGUGAUCAAAAUCACGACAAAUGAGAAGAAAUAG
This is a messenger RNA of Oppiella nova, 982 nucleotides long. NCBI's taxonomy places the organism in Eukaryota, Metazoa, Arthropoda, Arachnida, Sarcoptiformes, Oppiidae. The record is from the annotation of a GenBank genome assembly.